Molecule: messenger RNA, 1318 nt
Organism: Aspergillus welwitschiae
Lineage: Eukaryota; Fungi; Ascomycota; Eurotiomycetes; Eurotiales; Aspergillaceae
Product: phytanoyl-CoA dioxygenase family protein
Exons: 2
Coding region: 263-1189 (308 amino acids)
Source: RefSeq, a predicted model, not a curated record
GCUUUACCCAUGAUAUGUUAUCGCCUUGAGACACCCAGUGAUUGAUUUGCCAUUCAUGUCCGUCACAGGACGGCCAGGUGCGGAGAAGCGCCUGGGAUGAUUGGAGAUUGCGGCUCCACCUGCCAAAACAGCCUGGAGAUACUCCGCUUCGGGGUCACAUACUUGAACCAAACUGCUACCAGAGGAGAUAAGAAGCCAUCAAGCCGCUCAAAAUACGGAAUUCCAUCGUGUUAUAGCACCAGCACAGACUUCCUCUGCAGCUAUGACUGUCAAGCAGCUCCCAAUCCGACGCAUCGACCGGGCCGACGUGGAGGCCAUCAUCCAAGCUAUCAUCGAGGAUGGCUGCAGUAUCAUCAAGGAUUUCACCGAUGUAGCGACUGUGAAGCAGGUUAAUGAGGAGGUACAGCCCUACCUUGAUGCCGACAAGCCAUGGAAGGGUGAUCUUUUCCCACCCGAAACCCGCCGCUGUGCGAACCUCGCAGGUCGCAGCAAGUCUGCCCGGGAGAAUUGGCUGAUUGACCCGCUCACUCGUACAUUAACAGCAAAAUUCGUUGACAAGACGACUUCCAACUUCUACGGAGAAACGAAGCAUACGUAUACCAGCGAGGCGAUAUGCUCGAUCGCGAUGACUUUUGACAUUGGGCCCGGCGCGAAGGCACAGCGGCUUCAUCGUGACGACAAGAACUUUCAUGUUGAUCAUGAAGAUCAGAGCGCUACGGGCUAUCGGGUGGGCUCGGAUGUGAUGAUGGCAUUCAUGGUUCCCGGGAUCAAGACAACAGUCGAGAAUGGUGCUACCAUCGCCAUCCCCGGUAGUCACCUGUGGGGAUCCGACCGGGCACCCAAGCUGGACGAGGCCGUGGCGGCGGAGAUGAAUGUGACCGACUGCUGGGUGAUGCUGGGAGGACUGUACCAUGCAGGGGGUGCGAAUGUCACACAAAACGAACGACGGGUGGUACAUGGCAUGUUCUUCACGCGCGGAUUCCAUCGACAGGAGGAAAAUGUCUAUCUUGCCAACACAGCUGAAGAAGUUCUAUCUUGGUCUCCGGAGGCUCAGAAAGUGAUGGGAUACGAGGUAUCUAGCCCCAAUAUUGGCUUUGUGAACUUUCAGACCCCACUUCAGUAUUUGCGCGGAGAGGGAGUCGGGGACGCAUUUGUGGACUUUGACCCUUCCCAGGAGCAACCGAAAUGAGUGGCAACUGAUCCCAACCGCGUAGUUUGUCGUUGCACUGCAGCCAUUAGUACAAGUGGUAUCCUGAAGCCCAGUUAGUCUCCGAUCUAAAUUUGAAAUAACACUUCUGAGAUUAUCUCUGAUCGGCUU